AUGGCUUCCAAGAUCCUAUGCACACGUUCAUUGGCUCGAACAAUACCACGCCGCGCACAUCACCUCGUCCUCGACUCGUGCGCCCCAAGUACCAAAUGCGCAUUACGCUCACGCCGACACCAAAGCACAUCCCCACAAACCUCGCAUACACCACCCCCACCCGCAACCUCCAACACGCCCAUCUCCCCCUCCUCACCACAAGUCUCCCAAGAUGCAUCCUCCCAAACCUCCAAGCCCAUCCGCCCCCUCUCCCGCGAACAACGCGCCUUCCUCUCCUCCGCCCUGCGCGUAAACCAAACCGGCGAACUCGCCGCUAUCCUCAUCUACGCCGCGCAAAACCCCGUCAUCGUGCGGUCGCACCCGCACCUCCGGCCCUUGAUGAAGCACAUGUACGACCAAGAAGCGGGCCACUACAAGUACUUCAACGAAGUGCUAAGCAAGCACCGAAUACGCCCGACAGCCAUGACGCCCGUGUGGACCGCCGCGGCGAGUUUUCUCGGGUGGAGCACGGCGGUGCUGGGGCGUGAGGCGGCAAUGGCCUGUACAGAAGCUGUCGAGACGGAGAUUGGGACGCAUUAUAAUGAGCAGGUGAGGGUGUUGUUGGAUUGGGCGAGGAAGUGUGAGGAACGUGGGGAGAGUUUGGGGCCAGAGUUGGAGGCGUUGAUGGGGCAGAUGAGGAGGAUUAGGGAUGAGGAGCUGGAGCAUUUGGAUCAUGCAGUGGAGAAUGAUGCGAAGCAGGCGAAGCCGUAUGAGUUGUUGACUGAGGUGAUACGAGGGGGGUGUAGGGGGGCGAUUUGGAACUUUGUAAACUUGUAUGAUGACGAUAAUGGUAUAUGGCAAAGCCGACUGGCGCUGCAUGAUGCCUCUGGCAUUCUAUAUCCAGAAUGA
Parastagonospora nodorum SN15 is the source of this 888-nucleotide messenger RNA. RefSeq lists its product as hypothetical. Gene Ontology annotation, cellular component: mitochondrial inner membrane. The transcript has 2 exons. Gene Ontology annotation, molecular function: 3-demethoxyubiquinol 3-hydroxylase activity. NCBI's taxonomy places the organism in Eukaryota, Fungi, Ascomycota, Dothideomycetes, Pleosporales, Phaeosphaeriaceae. The coding region runs from base 1 to 888 and encodes 295 amino acids. Gene Ontology annotation, biological process: ubiquinone biosynthetic process. The record is from RefSeq and is a predicted model, not a curated record.